AUGGCAAGCUCGGCGAAUAUUACAACAAAUGACCUUACCCACUGGACAAAGCAGUGCGAAAAGCAGCGAUCAUGGGGCAUUUGGGAACACUUCAACCGUCUGACGGGCUGGAGGAAGAGUGCUUUCAUUAACACCAUCCUAGUCUUCGCCGUGCUGCUGGUCCUUAUUUCACUCCACGUUGUGGUUUGGGCGAAAUCAGGUAGCCUGGAUGGGUCUCAAAUCAUCUAUUCUGGGAGCUGUCUCGGCAACAGCGUCGGCCGUUUGAACACGUUCUUGCAUCUGCUCAUCAACAUCCUCUCCUCGCUGGUGCUUGCGUCUACCAACUUCUUCAUGCAAGUUCUCAUUGCACCGAGCAGAGCUGAACUCGACAGAGCUCAUGAGAAAGGCAACUGGCUCGAUAUUGGUGUGCCUUCGCCCCGGAAUGCCUUCAGAGUCUCCAAGUUCAAAACAAUCAUGUGGUUACUGUUCUUCCUGUCGUCGAUUCCUAUCCAUUUGCUCUUCAACUCGGUAAUCUUCUUAACGGACCAUCGCGACGCGAACUUCAGCUACUUUGUUUUCGACGAAUCCAUAUCGACCGGAGUAGCUGUGUUUGACCCAGGUGCCAGCCUUUCAAUACCCCUCCAGGAUUUGAUGGGAGACUUUGAGUCUGACGACUACGAUUUCAACACAAAAAUUUGGAGAAACAAAACGACUUUGGGAAUAUCAAGAAAUACAUUUUUCGAGACAGCCCAUGUCAAUAGGAGUCGAACGAUCCAAACAACUGUGCAAGCGAUUUCCAACGGCACAUGGCACAAACUCGACAUAAGCACUUGCAAAUCGAUAUACAAGACAGAUUCUUGCUCCGGACUGCGGAAAUAUCGUAACGUGGCAAUAAUCCUCAGUGGAUCUUCGGGAUGGAACCGUUCGCAGCUAUGGGACCUGCCUGCGGAUGAAUCUUCGUUCUGGGACGCACACGUGCCGAGUAGCGAGAAUAAUGCUUUAUGGUUCGCCGAAGUGUCGGAAGAAAAUGAUUCGAAUUGCCUCAUGAAGAUCGAAACCGUCCUGGCCGACAGCGGCAACGAUAUGAUCAACCACUGUUACAACCGAUGCAGCUAUUCUAUGGGACUACACAGCAAUGAAUCUGAUGUGUUGAGCUAUCAACUGUUCGGAACCGGCAUCACAAUAGCAUCGGUUUCAACUAGACCGCAAUUCGACAAUUCCAGCUUGGGCAUUGAAUAUUGUCUGGCAGAGCCACUCGAUACGGUGUGCCAAAUCGGACUGGCGUCGACAUUGCUGUUGUGUGUCUCUUUCUGGCAGGGAUCUUUCGGCCAGGACGCAGGGAACAAUACGAUCUCUUUCCCGCAAAGUUUCACGCCCAGUUUUGAGAUGGCUCUGUUCAUUGCAAACGCGCCGCAGCUUUUCCUGUCUUUCGCGUAUCUCGCGUACAAUAGUCUUUUCACAAGGCUGCACAUGGCCAAGGAAUGGUCCGCUAUGAGCACUCGGUACAAAGGUCUACGAGUGACCUAUCCCAUGGGCCAGCAGAGCUCGACAUACUUCCUCCAACUCCCAUACAGAUACAGUGUCCCCUUGAUCAUCAUCAGUAUCACGCUACACUGGGUCUUAUCUGGAUGCAUUUACCUACUCGUCAUGCAAGGCGAGUAUUUCGCUCAAUUCUCCCAGAAUGGACCUCUCAGUUCAUUCACGGCCCUCGGAUUCUCCACGAAGUCCAUAUUCGUGAUGCUGACACUCGAACUAUGCCUGAUAUUUAUACCGCCUAUCUUCGGCUUCAUACGCCUCCCUCCCAAUAGCAUCGUGGUGGGAAGCAACUCCUUCGCCAUUUCAGCCUCCUGUCACAUCUCGCCGCUCGUAGGCCAAAGCCAGCCGCAGCCAAACAGGUCCUCCAUGGAAAGCUCGCGUGGCCACCAGGAUGAUGGGAUCGAGCUACGGCAUCUCAUGGCGCCAAGUCCUGGCCCCUCGCCCCUCGGUAGUCAGAAAUCGGAGGGUUGGAAGGACGAAGAGGAGUGGAAGGCUACGCUGCUUCGGGUUUCGCAGAGCAGAAUUAGAUGGGGCGUAGUGAAUAUGCCGCCAUCGUGGUCGGAGCAGUUCGUUAAGCGGGAGACUGAAGUUGAGCAUAUUAGUUUUGGCCUCCCUGAAGAUGAUGUGCAGCCUCCUGCCGUUGGCCACUGGUAUGCUUAG
Molecule: messenger RNA, 2175 nt
Organism: Diaporthe amygdali
Lineage: Eukaryota; Fungi; Ascomycota; Sordariomycetes; Diaporthales; Diaporthaceae
Exons: 2
Coding region: 1-2175 (724 amino acids)
Source: RefSeq, a predicted model, not a curated record